Messenger RNA from Glarea lozoyensis ATCC 20868, 1545 nucleotides. RefSeq lists its product as uncharacterized. Gene Ontology annotation, molecular function: transcription coregulator activity. The record is from RefSeq and is a predicted model, not a curated record. Gene Ontology annotation, cellular component: SBF transcription complex; cytoplasm. Lineage: Eukaryota; Fungi; Ascomycota; Leotiomycetes; Helotiales; Helotiaceae. The coding region runs from base 1 to 1545 and encodes 514 amino acids. The transcript has 2 exons.
AUGGACCCCAAGGAGCAGGCAAUUGCUGCCCUUAAGCAAGUUGCACAGUCAGCGGCUCAUCGCGAAGACGCGGGUAAAAUCGCCUUCAACGCGACGACGGGAUCCGACAUGACAACAUCAAUGGCCCAUAAUGAUAUAGUCUCAAAGCAGUCGGGCGCUUAUGACCAGUCACAAAUGGCGUCAGAAAUCGAUGCAAAAUUAGCUGGCAAGCAGGAGGAACAGCACUUCACCAAUGAUGCGGGUACCAUUCAGUCAUUAAACAAUGGCGACGACAACUCGCAAUCAACCAACGAUAGCCACGGCAUCGCGACUCCCCCCACAUCUGCGUCUGAAGGAUUCUCAUCGCAAAGUACAAAUCAAGAUGGGCCAUUAUCACAGUUAUCACAAUUGUCACAACUGGCAGCAGCGCAACAGCCAUUAGCAAGCAAUACGACGCGACCAAAACUCGCAAUCUCUCCAACUGCUGGACAAAAGAGAACAGCUGAUGGGCAGGUCAAACUGGCUCAAUCGAGUCCACCUUCUCGCGUGCAACCCCGCGGUCAUUCUAGGAACGCUAGCGCAGUCAGUAAUAUUUCCAGUACAAGUAGUAGGAUCGGUGAGAUAUCUGCUGAAUUACGAACUCGCCUUUCUUAUGCUAUGGUCAAGGUUAAUAAUGGCUGGCAGUCAAAUUCAAUUGACGAAGUAGAGUCUUUAGCAUCCCAAGCAGGAUCACCAACCUCAUCCAAAUCCAAUUCAACAUUGCAUGGCCGACGUAAUCUCAUAAUUUCCCCUCGUGAGGCCUUGGCUAGCGUUCAAGGACAAUCUGGUGGACCAAACAUUAUUACACAAGCGCCAAGUGGAGACUUUGAUCUAUAUUCCAAUUCAGGACAACCAACUCGAACAUAUGAAUCAUUCUGGCGUGAUCAUUCAACAACGAAUAACCCUGGUAGCAAGUUCUCUUCUCAGCAAUCAGCUACCUCUCCCCCUCCACCGAGAGGACUCGCACCGCCUGCAGAAAUCCGGCCAACCAUUUCUUCAAGAAGAUCUGGAACUCCCAAAUUUAGCAAACCACCUGCAAUUUCGGGACAAAACUCUAACUCAUCUCUUCAAACAUCCAACCCAAGGACGCCAAAUCGUGGAGAUUAUCGAGAGCACCCCACAAUCCAAACACCCACACAGAAAACACUUCAGGAACAGGAUGCUAUAGAAACUUUGUUAUUUAUGAGUAGUCCUGGUAACUCUGGAAAUAUGGCACAUGUCUUCCCUCCUCGUAGUCAGAUUUCACCUCAGGAGAGUCCUCUUCGAACAGAAUUCAAUCCACAAUCAAGGCAGAUACAUGGAAAGAAAGUUGGAUUCGAUGUUGCAGCAACAAGCGAAAGAAGCGCUGGUAGUAGCGCGUCUAGCAGUGCCGCCUAUAGAAGGAGUCGUGCUGGAGUGGUAGCCAAUAGUAGGGAGAGAGAGGCUGCCGUCGAUCAAAUGAUACAAGAUUACGACUCCAGUAGCGACGAGGAAGAUAUGGCCAUGAAGUUUACAAGUCCCAGGAGUACGCUCGCAGCCGGUCGAUAA